AUGACCACUGCUAUCGUUGCUGGCUCAUCGGGCGUGCCAGGCUCGACGGAUGGCGUCGGCGCGGCGGCACGGUUCUCGUCGCCGGCGGCGGCAGCUGCCCUCGGAUCAGGCGCGGGCUUUGUCUACGUGUCGGAGAUCGGUGCCUCGGCCCACCGCAUCCGCAAACUCGAUCCCGGGGCAAACUGGGCCGUCUCUAUCUUUUGCGGUGUGGGGGCGGUCGGCUCGGCUGAUGGCGCGUGCGCCUCGGCAUCCUUCUCGUCGCCGGUUCAUCUGGCUGUUGAUGACACGACGCUGUACGUGGCGGAUCGUGGCAACCAUGUUGUGCGUCGAGUUGACCUCGCUGCGGCAACUGUGUCAACUCUUGCAGGCACAGCAGGUGCCGCCGGGCGCAUUGAUGCCACUGGUGCCGCUGCUCGGUUCGACUCGCCCCGGGCGCUAGCGCUCUCGAGCGAUGGCGCGACAUUGUAUGUCGCCGACACGAGCACCAUCCGCUCUGUCGCCGUGGCCACCGGCAAAGUGAUCAACAUCGCAGGCGGUGCCAGCGUCUUUGAUCCAGUUGAUGCUCUCGGUGCCGCCGCACGGCUGCAGCCGCGGUCGCUGACGCUCUCGGUUGACGGUACGUCGCUGAUCUUUGUUCAGGCGUGCGUGGCCAACUCGGUCAUCCGCAAAGUCACCCUGGCGUCCGGCGAGCGGAGCGCAGCGCCCGCCCUGGGCACCGCUGUGGAGCCGCUCACCACGCUAGCUGCCAUCUCGUUCUGUGGAACGGUGUACGCGCCUGCGACGCCAGUCUCGAGCAUGGUCGCCUCGGUUUCGCUCUGCGACACCGGAUCGCUGGUGACCGAUUCGGUCGUCGCUGACCUUGUCGUCAACGGGACGCAGGGCCUCACCAUCGGUGUUCCGAUGACAGUGACUGGUGGAGCACAGGUCGGGGUUGGGGCAACGGUCACGGUCCCGUCCUCGCUCACCAUCGCCAACACGUUGACCGUUGUCGGCACGCUGAGCGUGUCGGGUGCCGGUCGAGUCACCGCAAGCUCCAUCGUUUUGGGUCCAUCAAGCACGCUCUCGAUUAUGCUCCCAAUUGACCCGGCAAACGUGGCGCAGUCUUACGUGACGGCAACAACGUCUGUGACCCUCGAGCGUCCGCUUCUCAUCAUCCGGCUCCCGGUCAACGGGCUGCUCGACGCUGGGACACAGAUCACCAUCUUGACCGCCGGAAACGUCAUAGGACAGUUUAGCGCGGCACGUCUAGUCGGCCCCGCGACCCGGGCGGCAUCCGGCUCAGCCACCGGCGUCUCGGUGUCCUGCGACGCUAAGAGUUGCGUCGUGACCGCGACGGCAGAGACUGCUUCCCGCUACUCGCUCCUCAACUUUAUCACCAUCGUCAUCAUCGUCAUCAUCGUAGUCAAUGAUUUGGGACUUGCAGGUGGGAUUGUGGCGUCGUACGUGGGCUAUAUGUCGCUGUGGGAGAACUUGAAAGCUACGCUGGCGGCUCGGAAGAUGAGCAUGGCCAAGCUGGCGGGUGUCUCGGGUGGGGUUGCGGCGCUGUUUGCCCUCUCCAACGCUGCUUCGUUUGCAGGCCUGGCGCUGACCUCGCCUGGAUCGGCCAUCACCUUUGUCUCGUCGUCUGCUGUCUUUGUCUACGGCCUCUCGUGGCUGCUGUUGGGCGAGUCGGCGACGUGGGGCAAGUCGCUGGCAGUGGUCCUCUGCCUCGGCGGAACAGCCAUGACUGCAAUGGCGGAGCACGACUCGUCGCACGCCCCCAAUCCUGUUGCCGGUGAUAUCAUCUGUGCCUUUGCCGGCCUUCUCCUUGCGUUGGGUCUUGUCUUUUUCAACAUGACUCUUCGCGGCGCCAACAUCUCGUACCUCACUGGCUACGUCACUCUCAUGGGCCUCAUGGCCUUUGUCCUCGCGCCUGGCUUCCUCAUCCAGCAGUACGGCCAGAAGCAUCCUGUCGAGCUUCCGCCGAGUGGCCAGGUCUGGCUGUGGACGCUCAUUGCGCAGCUCCUGCUCAAGGCGCUCAACGUCUUUGUCUUUGUCGCCCUCCUCGUUUCGUCACCGCUCUUUGUGGCCAUCGCCAACAUGCUCUGCGUCCCCACCACCGUCCUCGUCGACUACAUCCACGGCUGGAUUGAGCCUUCUGCUGCCGUCCACUCUUCGCCGGUCCGUCUGGCCGGCAUUGCCGUCGUCAUCCUCGGCUUCUCGGUCCUCGAGACGCUCCGCCACCGCGACACCCCUCCGCCCGAGGCUGACCACGAGCUCGACCCCGCUGCGCCGGCGGUCCAGUAA
Thecamonas trahens ATCC 50062 is the source of this 2286-nucleotide messenger RNA. RefSeq lists its product as uncharacterized. Bases 1 to 2286 code for a protein of 761 amino acids. The record is from RefSeq and is a predicted model, not a curated record. The transcript is spliced from 5 exons. Lineage: Eukaryota; Apusomonadida; Apusomonadidae.